This is a messenger RNA of Penicillium subrubescens, 459 nucleotides long. RefSeq lists its product as uncharacterized. The coding region runs from base 1 to 459 and encodes 152 amino acids. NCBI's taxonomy places the organism in Eukaryota, Fungi, Ascomycota, Eurotiomycetes, Eurotiales, Aspergillaceae. The transcript has a single exon. The record is from RefSeq and is a predicted model, not a curated record.
AUGGACGACAUCAAAACUGCCCAGAAACGACGCAGUAUCUACCUUCGCCCUUUCCUCCUCUUUUGGCUUAAUUCACUGUUCGCCGAAAUUAUUUUCCUCGCUGUCGGCAUCUUCAUCAUGACCGGCACCCGAGACCUCUUCUACAAAGUCAUGUGGACUCUUGUCUUCUGCCCGUUAGGAAUGGGCGGGGCAAUGGGUGGAUUGAUAAAUUGCUUUAUUGUUGAUCACUACUAUGGGAAAAAUGCCGCUCAUUUCACCGGCAUCCCUGCGCUACUGGUUCUCAGCGCAUGUAACUAUCUUUGUUACAACCUCGACAGGCAUUUUGGAUGGUUUAGGGCUGCGGAGCAUCCGAUGUGGUUCCAUUGGCGGUAUCCGAUGAUUUGGGCGGUCGGUUAUGGGAACGGGAUACUCUUGUUUAUAGACAAGGGACAGGAAAAACUGGCGAGGAUGGGGCUUUGA